AUUCUAUCACUCUAUGUUGUCAACUGUGCUCAUGGGGCUGAAGGGGAAAGUGAACUAUCACCGGGUCGCAAUGAUCGCGUUCGCAAAGCAUGUGAGCUCUGUCGACAGAUGAAGGUCAAAUGCGACGGGACCCAUCCCUGCAAGCAUUGCUCUCAUUCUUUUCAUGAGUGCAUCUAUCGCGAUACACAUCGGAAAAGACACGCCGACUUGGACCACAGAACUUCCGCCAGGCCAGGCAAAAAACCGAGUUUGCAGAAGAGAUCGAAUCAUAUCGAUGAUUUCGAUGCAGAUUCCUCACAGAUUGCUGCAUGUCAGCCAGACACGCCGGAAGUCAUGCAUGAAGGUGAUAGAGAAGAGGGUCGGCUGGAAGCACGACACCAUGGGUCUUCCGGAGAACGGUCUUUUAUAGAACGACUGAAGCUAGAACUCGGAGACUCCCCAGGUAUCGAAUUUGAGAGCAGAUUGCGCGUGAAAGAGCGACUGGCUCCUAGGCUGUUCCUGCUAGGAGCUCCAAAUUGCUUAUCGAGGACUUCUGCGCCUCUCCCAGAGCGCCAAAGGGCACAGAUACUAGUCAACCAGGCUUUGGAUGCGCACUUACUCUACCAUGCUCUGCAUCGUCCCACCUUCACUUCCGUCUUUCAAUUGUUGUACUCUCUCGACAGAGAAGACUACGGAGAGACAGAGCUUAACCACCUUCCUCUCCUCUACUCUCUGAUGGCGGUAGGCUGCCUAUCUGAGAAACACAACGAACAUAGUCCCGCGGAGCUAUCAGGAGGCUCGCUUUCUGAAGGAUUGAAGUAUUUUGAAAUCUGCCGCGAUAUGGUUGAUCUCGAAGCUUGUGAUAAUCUUUUUGCCUUGCAGGCCAUUUUCUUCAUGAACAUCUUUCUCAUCAGUACCUGUAGAUUAUCCCGGUGCUACACCUAUGUUUCUCACAUGCUUUCCUUGGCUUUUCGCAUGGGCCUGCACCGUCCCGGUAAGACGGAUAGUCCGGUCGUUGUCGAGACCAAAAGAUCUCUUUUCUGGGCUAUAUGGCAACUUCUGGUCACUUUAGCUUCCAUGUGCGGCCUUCCAAAGCCAGUACCUGUUGAGGAGAUAGGAAUGGAUUAUCCCGAGACCAUAGCCGUCAGUGCUCAGCCAGAUCAAGAAAGGAUGGGGCCCACGGAGAGUUUUCAGGUACCAAAAACGAUACCCAGUCAUCUGAGUUACCUGAAACUUCAUGAAACUAUCUACAGAGUUGUGAAGAGCCUGUAUCCUCCAAACACUAUGCAGCAUCGGGAUGGGAAAGAGUUAUUGAAACACUUUGUCACCAAGGAUACUAUUUUCAAACUCGAGGACGAGCUACGGAGAUGGACCAAGCACCUUGCCAUUCGUGACAUACUAGCAAAACAUAAGAACAAUCAAUGGUCCCGAAGGUAAGGGGGAUCGGAAGUUCUUAGAACCAUCAUACGAAAACGCUCACAAGCUACAGAGCGGAACACGAACUCUGUAUGGCCUUCGCUCAUACUCAAGUCUACUUAUACCGACCGUUCAUGCACUACCUAUUUGAAAGUCACAACGUACAGCAAGAAGGCCGAAAAUAUGCACUGGCUGGAAUUCGUGCAAGCUGUAAUAUCAUACGCCUCGCGCAGGAUAUGCACCGCCAUGAUCUUCUGUUUGGAUCGCAGUGGCGCGUGGCACAUAUGAUCUCGACAUCUGCCCUUACUCUUCUCUACGUUCUUCUUAUCGACA
This is a messenger RNA of Aspergillus japonicus CBS 114.51, 1728 nucleotides long. Its product is annotated as fungal specific transcription factor domain-containing protein. Gene Ontology annotation, cellular component: nucleus. The transcript has 4 exons. NCBI's taxonomy places the organism in Eukaryota, Fungi, Ascomycota, Eurotiomycetes, Eurotiales, Aspergillaceae. The coding region runs from base 109 to 1416 and encodes 435 amino acids. The record is from RefSeq and is a predicted model, not a curated record. Gene Ontology annotation, molecular function: zinc ion binding; sequence-specific DNA binding; DNA-binding transcription factor activity, RNA polymerase II-specific. Gene Ontology annotation, biological process: positive regulation of transcription by RNA polymerase II; DNA-templated transcription.